Rhopalosiphum padi (bird cherry-oat aphid) is the source of this 772-nucleotide messenger RNA. RefSeq lists its product as uncharacterized. The transcript is spliced from 2 exons. The coding region runs from base 357 to 653 and encodes 98 amino acids. The record is from RefSeq and is a predicted model, not a curated record. Lineage: Eukaryota; Metazoa; Arthropoda; Insecta; Hemiptera; Aphididae.
GUGCGUGGCGGUCACCCGCUAUAGUUUAUAAUCUAAGACCGUGGUUUCGCUGUACCACAGAACAAUAAUAAUAAUAAUAAUAUUAUCCGUUGUACAACAUUACAUUAUUGUUAUCACUAUAAAUUAAAAUUGAUAACAAUUCACGUGUUUUUGUUGCUCAAGAAAAAGACAAGUCCGUGCUUACUAUUGUAACUCUAUAGUGCUAUAAAUUUCAAUGCACGAUUUGAGAUAAUCAUAAUCGUGAUGACUUAUUGAUAUCUUUAAAAAUCUGAAAAAUUCAAGUGUUUAAUUUUUACUACAAAAAUAACAUUUUAUUAAAAAGUUAAUAAUUAUUAGUGUUGGUUGUUCUAUUCAUUAUGCCACAAGGGAAAUUCAAAAAUAAAUCACAAGUUUCUUUUUCAAAGAAAAAGAAGAACGAACCAAAUAAAAGUAGAAAAGCAUGUCCAAUGCCUUCAAAAAAACACAAAUAUGAAGAAGGUCAGCGGAUUAAACGUAUGAUAAGUAAAAAUGUAAACAAAAUGGCUGAAGAUGAUUUAAGAUCAUUGGCUAUGGAUAACAAGAAAGUGUUUCUUUCGAAAAAGAAGAAACAAGUUGCACAAACAGUUAAAGCUCCAGACCCUAAACCUAAACAAAUCAAAGUUACCCAAAAAUAAAUUUCAUAUAUUUUAAUAUUAUUAUACAAAAUAUAUAAAAAAAUUUGUAAAACACAUAAUUUAAUUUUCAUUGUACUAUUGAAUAAUAAAGUACAAUAUUUAAAAUUGAUAAAAAAUAA